ACCUCGCCGCAUCCCAGGGUGUAUGAAAUGGAAAACGGGACAUCUGGGACGUGUAAUGAUGUGGAUGCAUUGUGGGAGAAUGUGGAGUGCAAACGCUAUGAUCUGUGUCGCAUCAUCGCUCCGGCAAAGAUCACCCCCUACCUCCGCCAGUGCAAAGUCCUGGAUGAACAGGAUGAGGAUGAGAUUCUCAACUCCAUGCUGCUCGUCUCGAAAGCAAAUCGCACAAGCCGUCUACUUGACAUCCUCCACACUAAAGGAGAGCGAGGGUACGUGGUGUUUCUGGAGAGUCUGGAGUUUUACUACCCUGAUUUCUACAAGCAGGUGACAGGGAAGGAUCCCACACGGCGCUUCUCCACCAUCGUGGUAGAAGAGGGUCAUGAGGGUCUGACACAGUUCUUAAUGAAUGAAGUGGUGAAGCUGCAGCAGCAGUCCAAAGUCAAGACCCUGCAACAGGUUGAGCUCAGCAAGAAGAACUGCACCCUGGAGGAUGAGCAAAAGAAGUUAAAGCUGGCCAACCAGGAACUUCAGGCCUUCCAACAGAGGUACAACAAGUUGAGAGAAGAAAGAAACACCUACAGUGAUGAGCUGCUGAGAGUGAAGGAUGAAAACUACAAACUGGCCAUGAGGUACGCAACACUGAGUGAGGAGAAGAACAUGGCAGUGAUGAGGAGCAGAGACCUACAGCUGGAGAUUGAUCACCUGAAGCACAGGCUGAACAAAGUGGAAGAAGAGUGUAAGAUGGAAAGGAGGCAGAGUCUAAAGCUGAAGAACGACAUAGAGAACCGACCAAAGAGGGAGCAGAUCUUUGAGCUGGAGAGAGAGAAUGAGAUGCUUAAGAUUAAACUACAGGAACUACAGUCCAUCAUCCAGCCUGGUCCACUACCUGCAUCAGACAAGGCCAUUCUUGACAUUUUGGAGCACGACAGACAAGAAGCGCUAGAAGAUAGACAAGAUCUGAUCAACCGCCUCUACAACCUCCAUGAAGAAAUCAGACAGGCAGAGGAACUACGAGACAAGUACCUGGAGGAGAAGGAGGAUCUGGAGCUGAAGUGCUCCACACUGCAGAAAGACUGUGAGAUGUAUCGUAACCGCAUGGACACCAUUUCCAUACAGCUAGAGGAGGUGGAGAAGGAGAGGGACCAAGCAUUUCGAGCCAGAGACGAGGCCCAGCACCACUUCUCUCAGAGUCUCAUUGACAAAGACAAAUAUCGCAAACAGAUCAGAGAGUUGGAGGAGAAGAGCGAUGAACUCCACAUCGAGAUGGUGCGCAAAGAAGCAAAACUGGUCACACUGGAGUCUCGCCUACGACGGCUGUCUAAGGACAUUGUUCUGGACCAGACUCUACCGAGGGACAUGCCUACUAUCAUCUCUCAGACGGAAGAGUAUAAACCUGUCCCGGGCCAAUCAGAGUGGUCCAGUGAUGAGUCGCCAGAGGAUAAGUUUAUAGUUGAGGAGCCUCGCCUCAAACGUAGACCCAACCUCAAGAAUUUUAGAGUUAAGUCUCCAGUCUGUGAACCCAGAGUGCUUCCAAUCAACUCAGAGGCCACGCAGUCUGCAGGCAAUGGAGGAGAUUUCCUGGAGAUUCAGGCGGCAAACACGCACAUGACCAGCAGCUCCCUCCCUCCCUCGCCCAGCUUCCCAUUGUCACCUACAUACCCCCCCUGCUCGGCUCCCCCUCUGUCCACUUCCUUACCAUCCUGCUCCCCGCUCCUCUUCAACGUGAUGGAUCAAGCCACCAGGCAAAAUAUGCUGCGUUACCGUAACGACAGCAUCCUGUCCACACUCCCUGAGCCACCUGAGAAAGCAUCGCUGUACCGCAGAGAGAGGGAGAAAGAACAUGACUUCCAACCUCGCAGCCUCUCUUAUGAUACCUUUGAUAGUGACAACAUGGAAAUGGAGUUUGAGGAUGAAGUGCAGCGCGGCCCACCCUCUGUCCACUCAUCCUCCUCCUCCCAUCAGUCGGAAGGGAUGGACAGUUAUGAUCUGGAGCAGGUUAACAAUAUCUUCAGGAAACUCUCUCUGGAGAGGAUCAGUUCAUCCCUGAAGCCGGUACAGGAGUUAUCUUUGUUAGGGGACAACCUGCUGAAGGACAUUACUCUGGUCGGCGGCAACGACAGUGGUAUUUUCAUCUCAUUCGUCCAGCCGGGCUCCAUCGCUGAGAGGGUGGGGCUUCGAGAGGGCCACCACCUCCUGCUGCUUGAAGGGUGCAUUCGUGGGGAGAACCAAAGAAUUUCAUUGGAUACCAGCACUCAGGAAGAAGCCCAUUGGACACUGCAGCACUGCUCUGGACCAAUCAAGCUGCACUAUCGGGCCAACUAUGACUCUUACCGUCGCCUUCAGAGGGACUUAGUGGAUGGCACACUGGCUUCUGGCGACUCCUUCUACAUACGGGUCAACCUCAACAUCUCUGGCCAAUCAGACAGCUGUUCUCUGAGCGUGCGUUGUGACGAGGUGGUGCAUGUCCUGGACACCAGGCACCAGGGCCGCUGUGAGUGGUUGUGUGCACGUGUGGACCCCUACACCGGCUUGGACCAGGGCGACAGUGGCACUAUACCCAGCAACUCACGGGCCCAGCAGCUGCUCCUAGUGAAGAUACAGAAGUUAGUGUGUCGAGGGGGGAAAGAAGACAAUGAAAUAUAUCGCAACACAAGGAACUCUCUACAACCAGAAGAAGGCAGCCCCACGCCUGAUCCCAAAGCCAGCCCACGCCUGUCCAGAGCCAGCAUCUUCCUCACUCAGAUCCUGCAGUUUGUCAGCAGGGUGGAUAUCAAGUAUAAGCGGAUGAACAGCAAUGAGCGCGUGAGGAUCAUCAACUCAGGCAACACAACACUACCCAGACAAGGCUUUGAGUCGCUUAGACCUGAAGAAGCUGCUGACCCAGACAGUGAACUGAGCAGGAGUUUCAACCUGAUCCCCUACAGUCCUGUCACCCCACAGCGGACUCAGAGGAGAAGACCAGUUCUCUUCACUCCCACUGCUCUAGCCAAAACCAUUAUCCAGAAAAUACUUAACAUGGGGGGAGCCAUGGACUUUAAUACCUGCAAACCAGACACACUGUCCAAAGAGGAGUUUCAUCUGAAACAGAAUGUGGAGCCCUUCAUUCACUACAAAGAGAAUUACGCCACAUUUGAAUGCAUCACCAGAGAAAAUAUAGAGGCUGUCGCUGCCAAGGGCAAACACUGCCUGCUGGAGGCUGAGUUGAGUUGCGUCAAAGAUCUUCUGAGAAGAGAAAUCUACCCAAUCAUCAUCUCCGUCAAGAUCUGCGAGAAAAAUGUCAAGAAGUUAAAGAAGUUGCCACUGCGCGUGGAGUCAGAGGAUGAGUUUGUAAGGUCGUGUCGGGCAAAAGAGAAGGAGCUAGAGGGCAUCCCUUGCCUUUAUGCCAGCCUGGAGCCCGAGGCCUGGGCUGGGCCAGAUGACCUCAUCAGGGUCAUCAAAGACCGAAUACUUGAGGAGCAGAAGAAGACUGUCUGGGUGGAGCAGGACCUCCUCUAGACACACACACACAGAUACACACUGGGUGCUGUGCAUGUUGAGCACCGUAAAACACAAACAACCUUGUACAUCAUGCUUUUUUUAACGUUUAUAUUUAUGCUCAGACUCAAAACACACAUGGACACUCACUCAGUUAUAGGCUUAAAAUAAAUGCAUUAUAUAUAUAUUUUGUAAAUGUGUGUCUUUCCCUUGUUUUGGAGAAAUAAACAGAUGGAAACAAUCAGAAAA
Messenger RNA from Scomber japonicus (chub mackerel), 3720 nucleotides. It is a transcript of the gene card11, whose product is annotated as caspase recruitment domain family, member 11. The transcript has 25 exons. The coding region runs from base 28 to 3492 and encodes 1154 amino acids. The record is from RefSeq and is a predicted model, not a curated record. NCBI's taxonomy places the organism in Eukaryota, Metazoa, Chordata, Actinopteri, Scombriformes, Scombridae. Gene Ontology annotation, molecular function: protein binding. Gene Ontology annotation, biological process: regulation of apoptotic process.